AAUGUUGGUGUUAAGGGUGGAGGACGUGAGGAGGCGGAGUGAGGAAGAACUUAGACAGAUUGCUUUGGAAUCGCAGAGAGACGUCAGAUGCAGUCUAUAAAACACCUGUCUUUAGGCUACUUUAAAAACUACUCAUAACCCACAGAUUAAUGAUAGACGGACUAUUUAAACUAGCUUCUAUAUUCUAGCACGGCGGAUUAUAAUAAACAUGCGUGAAACUCACUGAAAAUGAACGAUUCAUAAUGGACAGUUUAUACCUGGAGUGCAGUUGACUUGCGAGCUGAAGAAAGUGAUUCGACUGCGGAAGAAAAAAAACGUCGAGCGUUUAUUUAGUUGCUGUGUGACAGUCUAAUAAUGAUGGAUCAUGACACUCAGUGGCUGUACCAGCUCCUUGCUGGUGUGCAGCUAGAGAGAUUCUACCUAAGGAUGCGAGAUGGACUCAAUGUGACACGUAUUGAGCACCUGAACUACGUUAAAGAAGCAGAUCUUGAACAGAUUGGCAUUAGUAAACCAGGACAGCGACGAUUAUGGGAAGCCGUCAGAUGUUACAAAACCAACAUGCCACCACGAUCGUGGAUGAUUAAGGCCUUCAAUGGUCGCACCCCAGAGGGAAGUGAGCAGUUUAAUGGUGUUGGGUCAGGCCAGGGGCCAGAACCAGGGUGUGCACUCCCCUGUCUUAUCCAGGACAGUGAACUGAUCUUUGGGGACAGGCUAGGCUCAGGUUCCUUUGGGGUAGUUAGGAAAGCAGAAUGGCAAACACCGACUGGACGAGUGUUACCUGUAGCAGUGAAAACCUUGAGGGGUGGCGCAUCCAGAUAUGGAGAAGUGGUGACCGAAUUCCUCCAGGAAGUUACGACCAUGCAGUCUCUGGACCACCCCAACAUUAUACAUCUGUAUGGUGUUGUCCUUACUCAUCCUCUUAAAAUGGUAACGGAGCUGGCUCCCGUUGGCUCUUUAUAUGACACUCUGCGUCUACGGCAGGGAGAUUAUCCUCUUUCACGGCUCUGGCUCUUCAGCACACAGAUUACUGCAGGUAUGGAGUACCUAGAAUCCAGACGCUUCAUCCACAGAGACCUCGCUACCCGGAAUGUGCUCUUGGCUGCUAGAGAGCUAGUGAAGAUCGGAGACUUUGGACUAAUGAGAGGCUUGGAUCAGGACAGGGACCACUAUAUCAUGACGGCACACAAGCGCAUUCCCUUUGCAUGGUGUGCUCCUGAGAGUUUGCGUGUAGGUACUUUCUCUCAUGCUUCAGAUGUCUGGAUGUUUGGUGUCACAUUGUGGGAAAUGUUCACGUACUGUGAGGAGCCCUGGUUGGGGCUGUCUGGCAGACAGAUUUUAUAUCGUGUUGAGCGGGAAGGCGAGCGGUUGGAAAGGCCUCCAGACUGUCCGCAGGAGUUAUAUUCUGUGAUGCGUAAAUGUUGGGCUUGCAGUCCUGCUGAACGACCGACCUUCUCACAGCUCACCACCAUGGUAGCAGAGGCACAGCCUAUGGAGGUUCGUGCAAUGAAAGACUUCACAGAACCCAGAAAACUCUCUCUACAGGCGAAUGAUCUAGUGACUGUAAUAGAUCAUGGGCUGGAAAUAUCUGAGUGGAAGGGCCAAAACCAGAGAACUCUAAGUGUUGGCUGGUUUCCCCCUGCAUUGGCUGCCCCCGCUCUCACAGCAGCAGUUCCUGCGUCUGGUCCGACUCUGAUCUCUUCUCCUGUUAAAGGUAGUCUACAGCACUCUGGCCAUGGAGACACUGACCCAGCACGCAGAUGGGGCAACCCAGAACGAAUAUAUGACAAACGUUGGAGGAUUCCAUUAGCAAGAGAGAAGGAAGGCUCCAAUCUCAAGAAAAUGGCAGGCAUGUCAAGGAGUCUGGAGUCUGUCCUUGGUGUUCCACAGGACAAAGGUCGAGGUGCUGGUGGGAACCCUCAGAGACCUGACCCACGCAGACUCGUGCAGAGUAAUUUAUUGCAAGAUCCACGCAGGUUUAGUGAUGCUAUUAUCGUCCCACCUUCACGGCCACCACCUCCUAGUUUCAAAUGCAUCAGCCCACCAAACACCAGCUUCAAAUGCGUCAAACCCCAGAAGAUGAUCCAUGAUCGGAGACCAGUAAACCCAGCGGGCUGGGCCCCUCAAACUCAUUCACAGCUACAGUUCCAGUUCCAGCAACAACAGCAGUGUUUAUGGAAUAGUAACCUUGCCAGGAUGACACAUCUGGCCAAAUCAAGCCCUCAAUUAGAUGAUGGCCCUGAGAAAGAGAAGGAGCAAGAGAAAGAAAGAGAGCGGGAGAAGGCAAAGGAGAGGUAUCCACAAGUUGACAAGGAAGCAGUCAUAGCACAAGUUCAGGAUGCAGUACAUGGAGUGACCAUUGAGCAGGUUCAGAAAUCUCUGUAUCGCAAUGACUGGAAUCCUGUGAGGGCAGAGCAGCAACUUAAGACAGACCAGCUGUAUUACAUGACUCGGUACUCUCGUGAGGAAUGUCAAAAAAUCCUCACCCGCUACAGCUGGGACCUACAGCUGGCAGGACGUUAUAUCAUCCGACAAGACAGAGAUAGGACUGCAUUGGAUAGACGGGGAGAAAGAGUUUAAUGCAAGACUUACCAUGGUUCAUAAUUAUUGAGGAAUUCAUGUUUUUUGUGAUAUCACUGAAUUGUCAAGAGGUCAAAUAAUCCAAGACACACAAAAACCCUGUUUCUAUCCAUCUCCAAUGUGAAACUAUCUAUAAUGACUAUCUAUAAUGUGCUCGAUUAUUAAACUGGUGAUAUCAGUUAUUUCAAAUCUGUUUGGAAAGACAGCACAAUCAUUCAUAUUAAAUGCAGAAUGUCAUUUCAGUUGCCAUUGUGACUGUUUAUUGUUACUUUACACUCUUAAAAAUAAAGGUGCUUCAAAAGGUUCUUCAAGCGAUGCCA
This is a messenger RNA of Sinocyclocheilus grahami, 2897 nucleotides long. RefSeq names its product activated CDC42 kinase 1-like. Gene Ontology annotation, molecular function: protein binding; ATP binding; protein tyrosine kinase activity. The record is from RefSeq and is a predicted model, not a curated record. Bases 355 to 2577 code for a protein of 740 amino acids. Lineage: Eukaryota; Metazoa; Chordata; Actinopteri; Cypriniformes; Cyprinidae. Gene Ontology annotation, biological process: protein phosphorylation. The transcript has 14 exons.